ACGACGUCGGAGUUCCACAUCAGUAAACUCCCAACUCCCUCCUAGGGUUUAUUUCCCCCUUCUUCUGGUCUCUCUCCCUCCUUGCGCCCCAACUCAAGCUCCAACCAAUGGAUUCGCAACCGCCAUUAUCAACACCAGAAGCACCACCGACAGUAGAACCACCGGUAGUAUGUUGGUCGAACAUAGUGAAGCAAACCCCCUCGCCAACCCCACCGCAACCACCAAAAACUCCGACCAAACUCUUCGAAACUUGCAAAUCAGCCAAAGGCAUAGCUGUAGCCAUUGUCGACGCCAACGCCAUUAUCCAAGGAGGAGAGAGACUCCCUUCUUUAGCGGACAAAUUCGUAUCUGUCUCCGAAGUCAUCAAUGAAAUCCGUGACCCCACUUCUCGCCACCGUCUGUCUUUCCUCCCUUUCUCCGUUGACACCUUGGAGCCCUCUCCUGAAUCCCUCAAGAAAGUCGUCAGCUUUGCUAGAGCAACGGGUGAUCUGCAGACUCUUUCCGAUGUUGAUCUUAAGCUCAUUGCUCUAACUUACACACUGGAGGCGCAGGUUCAUGGUACUAGUCAUCUUAGAGACAGCCCUCCCCCUAUCCAUGUCUUGAAUGUAAGGAGAUUGCCUGAGAAGGACUUGCCAGGUUGGGGUUCCAAUGUUCCUAACCUUGAGGAGUGGGAGGCAUUGGAUGCUGCGACAGGUGGUGGUCCAGAUCAUAAUUCUAGAAUUCUCCCGUUGAAAGAUUUAACCUUGAAUAUCCCUGUCGAGGAUCAAAUAAGUUUGCAAGAUGGUUCUGUUGGAAAUGGUACUGUAGAUAAUGAUGGUGCUGGCCUGACUACCAGGAGACACAGGCGAUAUCCACCCAAAAAGAGAGAGGUAAAGCUUGAUGGAAAGAUGGUGGCAGAUGGGGUGGAUGCAUCUCAAGGACAGCAUGAUGAUAAUGAUGAUGGUGAUUGGCGUCCUGCUGUCAGCCGAGGCACUCAUAGAAGGUUUCUCAGAAGGAAAGCUCGACGUGAUAUGUACGAGGCAUCUUUGGAUGAUGAUGAGCAGCAAGAAGUCAACAAAAAUACUGAAGAGGAAGUCAUCAUGGAAGCUAAAUGUAAUGGUCUGACUUCUGAUGAUAGGCAUGUUGAUCAAGAGAUUUCUGAGGAUAAAAAGGACACUGAUGGGACAAAUAGUGCUGAAAAUAUUUCAUCAAUUUUGGAACAGAUGAGACUUGCAGAAGAUGCUUUGAAAGAUCAUGAAGAACAAGAUGUGCAAAUUGGUUCUCAUUUAGAGGUUGCAUCAAUGGAUGCGGACUUAGAAGAUGCUCAUUCCGGAGGUGAAGGGGAUAACGACGAAGUAUUAGAUGACUUAGAAAAUGGAAGUGUUGAUACCUCAUACGCAGAGGAUGAUGGUAGUGAACAGAGCUGGAUGCUAAGGUCUUUAUCUGAUUCAAGUGUUGCUUGCAUCACUGGAGACUUUGCAAUGCAAAAUGUUAUCCUGCAGAUGGGUUUACGUUUGCUAGCCCCUGGAGGAAUGCAGAUACGCGAGUUGCACAGGUGGGUGCUAAAAUGUCAUGCCUGCCAAAAUGUUACUGCUGAAAUUGGUCGGAUUUUUUGCCCAAAGUGUGGAAAUGGUGGUACCUUAAGGAAGGUGGCUGUUACAGUAGGUGAAAAUGGGGUUGUGCUACAAGCUCGAAAGCAGCGUUUCUCCUUGCGUGGAACAAAGUUUUCGCUACCAUUGCCCCAAGGAGGAAGAGAUGCCAUGAGUAAGAAUCCCAUAUUACGGGAAGACCAGCUCCCACAGAAAUUCUUAUACCCCAAGACAAAGAAGAAGUCUAACAAGGACGAUGAUAUCUUUCCCGGGGACAGCAUCUUUGGUCAUCAUACUGAAAAGAAAACAUAUAACAGGCCGCCUGUAAGACAAGCAUUAGCAGUCUUCAGCGGUAAAAGAAAUCCCAAUGACAACCAUUACUCUCGUGCCAAGCACUAAGGCUGUGUGUUUUACCUGGAAAUUUUGGUAGAUGUAGUACUAGCGCUUUUUUAUUUUAUUUUUCGGGGUUGUGCCUCAUAGUUUCUAAAAUCUCGUCUAUACAUUUACUGCCUUUGAAUUGAACAAAAAUCAAAAUUGUUACCUUGUUUCUGAUUGUUAUCUGUAUGUUGAUUUUUCUGUCACUUUCUUCUUUGUAGAAAGAUGCACCUUGUAUGUUUGGGGGAAAAAGUCACUUGUGUAUUCGUUGGUCAUUUACAUCAGUCGUUUGGAUAUAGUUUGAAGUAUCGGAGACAAUUAAUUUGUUGUUCA
Messenger RNA from Spinacia oleracea (spinach), 2276 nucleotides. RefSeq names its product RNA-binding NOB1-like protein. Gene Ontology annotation, biological process: maturation of SSU-rRNA; ribosomal small subunit biogenesis. NCBI's taxonomy places the organism in Eukaryota, Viridiplantae, Streptophyta, Magnoliopsida, Caryophyllales, Amaranthaceae. The coding region runs from base 108 to 1967 and encodes 619 amino acids. Gene Ontology annotation, molecular function: RNA endonuclease activity. The record is from RefSeq and is a predicted model, not a curated record. The transcript has 5 exons. Gene Ontology annotation, cellular component: preribosome, small subunit precursor.